Molecule: messenger RNA, 1872 nt
Organism: Monoraphidium neglectum
Lineage: Eukaryota; Viridiplantae; Chlorophyta; Chlorophyceae; Sphaeropleales; Selenastraceae
Exons: 15
Coding region: 1-1872 (623 amino acids)
Biological process (GO): proteolysis
Molecular function (GO): cysteine-type peptidase activity; protein binding
Source: RefSeq, a predicted model, not a curated record
AUGAGCGACUUCCGAGGCUUUUUCAGCAACCGCGCCAACCGUAACGCCGUGUACCGUCCCUCUCCAAAUGCCACGCUCGUCGAGCCCCACGCCAUCCUGCUGAUCGGCUACGACAACGAAGGGCAGUACUGGAGAGCAAGGAACUCCUGGGGGCCGUCAUUUGCCGACGAGGGCUCCUUCAAUGUGGCAUAUGGGGUCGCAGGGGUGCUGUCCCCAGAAGACAGCUACGGCCUGGAGUGGCAGCCUAAGCCCGGCGUGCCCGUGCCGCAGCUGCCACUGACGGCCUCCCUCAAGUUCCCAGCCUGCAAGGUGUACAAGCCUGCGUCCCAGGAGUACAUGUCGCGUGUGGCUUGGAGGGCGGGCGUGCCUCUCGAGCGCCUGCUGCUGGACAACCUCGACAAAAUCAAGGAGCCGGACGAGAACCUGCAGGGCAAGGAGAUCCUGGUCUGCCCCGACAGCGCCCCCCCGACUUCCGCCUUGGCUUCGCCAUCGGCCUCCGCCCAGCUCGACGCCCUUCUCGCCAUCAAGGAUGCCGUCGACAAGAAGGGCGCCGCCCUCCGAAGCUGGGACCCCGCAAAGGGCGCCGGCGGGGCGUUCUGCCGGGCGUUUCUGGGGGUCAAGUGCGACGUGGCGGGCGACGUCGUGGCCAUAGGCCUGCGCGGGCUGGCGCUGGGCGGGGCCCUGCCGUCGGGGGCGCUGCUGGGGGAGCUGCCAAAGCUGAUAACCUUGGACUGCACGAACGCCGGCCUCACCGGGCCCGUGCCCAUCGAUUACGGGUCGCUGGCGGCCAUCAAGGAGCUGCGCCUCGGAGGCAACUCGCUGUCGGGGACCCUGCCCUCCGAGCUGUCCGGAAUGGCGUCAGUCGAAGUGCUGAACCUCGCGGGCGGCAACCUGGCCGCCGCGCUGCCCGACAGCUGGGGUGCCCUGACCAAGCUCAAGGCGCUCAACCUGAGUGGCAACGCGCUCACGGGCACCCUCCCUGCCAGCUUUGGAGGCCUGGGCUCCCUGCAGUCUCUGGACCUUCACUCUAACCAGGUGGGAGGCCAGCUGCCCGCCGCGUGGGCGGGGCUGGCAGCCAGCCUGCGCGCCCUCAACCUCGACUCGAACACGCUGGACGGCUCGCUGCCAAAGGAGUGGGGAGCGCUGGCCUCCCUGGCGACCUUGAACCUCGCAGCCAACCAACUUCAGGGCCCUCUGCCACCAGAGUGGUCCGGGCUGGCCAAGCUGACGGCGCUCAACCUCGGAUUUAACCAGCUGACGGGGUCCGUGCCGGACGCCUGGGCCAAGCUUUCGUCGCUGAAAGACCUCAACCUCGCGUAUAACAAGCUGGGCGGCGCCCUCGGCCCCGCGCUGUCGGCCAAACUCUCCGCGUUGCCAAACCUCAUCCUUGUCGGCAACGCAUUCAAGGCGCCCGCGCCCAAGGAUCGCUCCUCGCGCGCGCCUGGAGGGGCGGCGGUGGCAGCGGCGGGGCCGGCGUACAUCCCGGCAAAUAUUGUGAAGGAUUGGAAAGCCUGCCCCGUAAAGUCCCCAAAAUCAUGGGACCCCGCGGUAUUCGUACCAAACCUUGAUACGAUGUCUGUCCUGGCGCAGUUUUCAAACCUGCAAGGCAGCUGCUCCAUCGUCCCAAGCCUCAACACCUGCGUCCUGCCGGACUCCCCCGCCGCCGACGACUUUGGCCCGCUGCCGGCGGCGGCGUCGUCGGCGGGGGGCGGUGACGCGGACGGGAUGACGACACUCGGCACCGUCGACGGCUGCUGCAAGAAGGAGUGCACGGACGUUUUGCUGCAGGCUAUCAAAUACCGGUGCUUUGACCGGCUAUGGGUGGCCUUCUGCACGGCGUCAAGGGCCUCGUCAUUCAGGGCCGGCCUGUGA